Messenger RNA from Dermatophagoides pteronyssinus (European house dust mite), 537 nucleotides. RefSeq names its product ADP-ribosylation factor 2-like. NCBI's taxonomy places the organism in Eukaryota, Metazoa, Arthropoda, Arachnida, Sarcoptiformes, Pyroglyphidae. The record is from RefSeq and is a predicted model, not a curated record.
AUUGUUUAUCUUGUUCGGAAAACACGUAAAAAAGAACGUAGGAUUUUAAUGCUUGGGCUUGAUGCCGCAGGCAAAACCACGAUCUUAUACCGUUUCAAACUCGGUGAAAUAGUAACAACAAUUCCCACGAUUGGGUUCAAUGUGGAAACUGUACAGUACAGAAACAUCACGUUUACCGUUUGGGAUAUCGGAGGUCAAGGAAAGAUUCGACCACUUUGGAAGCAUUACUUCAUUGGUACUCACGCGUUAAUCUAUGUGAUAGAUUGCAACGACAAGGAUCGUAUCCCUACCGCUAAAGCAGAACUUGAGACGUUACUUAAAGAAGAAUUAUUAUCCGAUGCAGUACUGCUUAUUUAUGCUAAUAAGCAAGACAUCAAGGGUGCAAUGACAGCUCAAGAGUUGACAAAUGUCUUGGAAUUAAAUAAACUCACCGACAGAACCUGGUAUGUACAAGGCACAUGUGGUAAGAAUGGAGACGGAUUGUAUGAAGGUUUAGACUGGCUGGCGGAGCGCGUCUCCAAGACUAAAUCAAAUUAA